Messenger RNA from Pelmatolapia mariae (spotted tilapia), 1113 nucleotides. RefSeq names its product Thy-1 cell surface antigen (gene thy1). The coding region runs from base 1 to 1113 and encodes 370 amino acids. NCBI's taxonomy places the organism in Eukaryota, Metazoa, Chordata, Actinopteri, Cichliformes, Cichlidae. The record is from RefSeq and is a predicted model, not a curated record. The transcript is spliced from 3 exons.
AUGCAGCAUUCAAUUCCUACGGGCAAUGCUGCACCAGUCCGUGAGCGCUAUAGACAAAUUCCACCAAAGUUAUAUCAGGAGGUGAAGAGUUUGAUUCAAGGUAUGUUGGAUGCUAACAUCAUUGUGCCUAGUUGCAGUCCAUGGGCUUCUCCGAUUGUCUUAGUCCGUAAGAAGGAUGGGACACUUAGAUUUUGUGUGGAUUAUCGUAAACUUAAUGCUGUGACCCAUAAAGAUGCUUACCCUCUUCCAAGAAUAGAAGAGUCACUUGCCAGUUUGGGUAACGCAAAGUAUUUUUCCACACUUGAUCUUGCCAGUGGAUAUUGGCAGGUUGAGGUGUCCCCACCAGACAGAGAAAAAACAGCCUUCACUACACCUAUGGGUUUGUUUGAAUUCACCAGAAUGCCCUUUGGCUUGUCAAACGCACCAGCCACCUUCCAAAGGUUGAUGCAUGUAUGUGUGAGGGAAGAAAACUUACAGUCUGUACUUGUCUACUUAGAUGAUGUAAUAAUCUAUUCUCCAGAUUUUGACACCCACUUGAUUCAUUUGGAUGCAGUCCUUGGUAAACUGUCCAAGCAUGGCCUCAAAUUAAAACCCAAGAAGUGCUGUCUUCUAAAACCAGAGGUUCAGUAUUUGGGCCAUCGUGUUUCAGCAAAAGGGAUUGCUCCAGACCCUGACAAGAUUAAAUGUAUUCAAGAAUGGCCUAUUCCAACUACUGUGAAACAAUUACAGUCAUUUCUGGGUCUGGCAGGCUAUUAUCGGAGAUUCGUGAAAGAUUUUGCAAGAAUUGCCCAACCAUUAAAUCAGAUAUUAGUUGGAGCAUCACAAAAUUCUAAGAGGAAGGAUGUUCCCUUGUCCUCUAAAUGGAACCCUACAUAUGCCAGCAACCAGGGCUUGGGAGCCGUACUUGCACAAGUUCAGGAUGGAAAAGAGAGAGUAAUUGCUUUUGCUAGUAGGAGUUUGAGCCCUUCUGAGAAGAAUGAUAAGAACUAUAGCUCCUUUAAACUUGAAUUUCUGGCCUUGACCCGGGCCGUAACCAAGAAAUUUGCUGAAUAUCUGCCAGGGCCUAAUAUAUGCCACAGCCUAAAGGCAGCAGAGUUGCAGAGGCUGGAGUGA